AUGUCUUUUUCUGAAAAAAGUUCAAUGUCUGCAGAAGAUGCAGAAACACUGGUGGCAGGUAUUAGUGGGGAAAAUGCCUCACUCAGUGAUAGCUCUGGUGAUAAUAUAAAUAUUACAAAUUUAAUUAGUAGCGACUUCCAAACCCUAACUGAACUUUCACAUGAACUAUCUAUGGAUACCAGCAGUGAAAUGGAAACUGAAGCCACCAUAAAACCCAUGUUUAUAGAACGUGAAGUUGUCGUUGGAAGUCAAGAAAUAAUCGAACACGAAGAAGAAGUUGAAACAGAAGAAAUGGUUACCGAAGAAUUAGAAAUGCAGCCUGAACAAUCUAGUAGAGAUUCAAAAUCGAUAAUUUCUGAAACUAAAAGUAUAAAAACAGCUACAGUCCCACCUUUACGACCAUUAACGAUUGCUCCAAAACCUACCAAAGUGCCACUUGCAGUUAAAACUGCUGAUGGUCAGUUGCUCUUAUUACAAGGUGCAGGCACAGGACAAGCAAUCAAACUGGUAUCACCGCAAGGGCAAGAAUUGAAUUUGACCAAUCUAAUCAGUCGACCAGUAACUUUGAAAUCGACAUUGAAGACUGUUUCUUCUCAAGGGGGAAACAUAUCAUUGAUUCAACAAAAACCUGUAACAAUGAAAAAAAUCAUCGCUCCAGCACAGUCACACCUUACUACAAAAACACUGACCAAUCUCACUACAAAACCUCUGACAACAUUCACGAAGCAAGGCCAACACUUCAUGGUCGUGCAAAAAACUGAUCAGCAACCUAUGAAAAUUGUGCAGUCCCAAGGAGGCAAUCUUGCAAUAGCCGGACCUUCGAAAACUCUCACCUUACAGCAAGCACAAGAACUGGGCAUCAUAUCGAACACCAAAAUAAUUCAACAGUCCCAGUCGGCGCCGAAACAGACGUUGUUGAUUACUAAGAACCCACAAAAGGCAUUGAAAUUCGUACCACAAGCUAAAACGGUUACAUUGACUACAUCAAAAGGUAUGAACAAGAUAUUACCGACUACAAAGCUUCCCCAAAGGAUAAUAUUUAAAGCUCCCGGUUCAACUCAAACCAUAUUACCACAGGGCCAAUUAAUACAGGUUCCUGGUACACAAGGCUUGAAUAUGGGACAGUUGCACCAGAUAAAUAUUCCUGGCAAAGGGGUCCAGUAUAUAAAAUUUGUUGCUGCUAAUACAACAGAAUCUACUGCUACUACUCUUUCUACUUCUACAGGAACUGCAGUAAAAACAUCUGCUGGAACUACAAUUACUACAAAUAUUGUGUUGUCAGAUUUGAAGACUGUACCUAGCGUAAGUAAAAUAGCGCCGAAGCCUAUGCCAGGCAAAGUGGCGAUCACCCCCCUCAAACCUCUGAGCACCCCGCUGAUGGUCGUCCCCAACAGCAUCUCUUCCCCGCUGCCGGUCAUCUCCAAGGUCGCCAUUCCUGCGCAACCCUCGAAAUCUUCGUCUACGAAAAGCGAAGGUUCCUCGCCCCCCACUCCCAAAGAUGAGGUCGACGUGGACGGCAUGCGGCCUCGGAAGCCGUGCAACUGCAACAAGUCGCAGUGCCUGAAGUUGUACUGCGAUUGUUUCGCCAACGGGGAGUUUUGCUACAUGUGCAACUGCACGAACUGCUUCAACAAUCUGGACAAUGAGGAGCACAGGAACCGAGCAAUCAAAGCAUGUCUCGAGAGAAAUCCACAUGCGUUUAGGCCAAAGAUUGGUAAAGCAAAAGAAAGUGGCGACUCAGCAAUACGAAAACAUACCAAAGGCUGUAACUGUAAGAGGUCAGGCUGUCUGAAGAAUUAUUGUGAAUGUUACGAGGCCAAAAUUGCAUGUUCAAACAAUUGCAAAUGCAUUAGUUGUCGCAACAUUGAGGAUUCCAUUGAAAGGAAAAAUCACAUGAGACUCAUGACAAAUGAGAAAGCUACCAACACACCUACUUCAACUGAUAAUCAUCUAAUAUCAAGUAAAGAUUUUGCUCAAACACGUCCGAGACGUAGCUCCAAUUCACGGAAACAAACUAUCAACUUCAUAACCGAUGAUGUUAUCGAAGCUACAUGCCAAUGUCUGUUGACGAUAUCAGAUAACGCCGAUGAAAAUCUUCAAGACGAAGAAGUUACCAAAAGUCUUAUUAUAGAAGAAUUUGGCAGAUGUCUCACCGAAAUCAUCGACUGUUCAUCGGGUCGCAAUUUGAUCUAA
Messenger RNA from Phaedon cochleariae (mustard beetle), 2193 nucleotides. NCBI's taxonomy places the organism in Eukaryota, Metazoa, Arthropoda, Insecta, Coleoptera, Chrysomelidae. The record is from the annotation of a GenBank genome assembly.